Messenger RNA from Pediculus humanus corporis (human body louse), 510 nucleotides. RefSeq names its product translocon-associated protein subunit gamma, putative. The transcript has 3 exons. NCBI's taxonomy places the organism in Eukaryota, Metazoa, Arthropoda, Insecta, Psocodea, Pediculidae. Gene Ontology annotation, biological process: SRP-dependent cotranslational protein targeting to membrane. Bases 1 to 510 code for a protein of 169 amino acids. Gene Ontology annotation, cellular component: membrane; endoplasmic reticulum. The record is from RefSeq and is a predicted model, not a curated record.
AUGUCGGGCAAACAGCAAAAGUCUUUUACAAAAGAAGAAGAAUUACUUUUACAAGAUUUCAGUAGAAAUGUUUCUACAAAAUCAUCGGCUCUUUUUUACGGAAAUGCAUUCAUUGUCUCAACCAUACCAAUUUGGCUUUUUUGGAGAAUUCACAUGAUUGAAUUACUUCCGUCCCUUCUUUUCUUUAUAAUUGUCACAGCAGGAAGUACUUAUUUGGUUGCUUUUGCCUACAAAAAUACAAAAUUUGUUCUCAAACACAAAAUUGCAGUUAAAAGAGAAGAAGCCGUGACUAGGGAAAUGAGCAAAAAACUUUCUGAUGAUAAAAAAAUGAGUAAAAAAGAAAAAGAUGAAAGAAUACUUUGGAAAAAAAAUGAAGUAUCUGAUUAUGAAGCUACAACUUUUUCUAUUUUCUACAACAAUUCAUUGUUUGUUGCAAUAGUUAUAUUUUCCAGUUUUUAUUUGCUCAAAGGAUUUUCUCCAUCUAUGUAUCCUUUUUAUAGAAAUUUAUGA